This is a messenger RNA of Drosophila kikkawai, 804 nucleotides long. RefSeq names its product seminal metalloprotease 1-like. Gene Ontology annotation, molecular function: zinc ion binding; metalloendopeptidase activity. Lineage: Eukaryota; Metazoa; Arthropoda; Insecta; Diptera; Drosophilidae. Gene Ontology annotation, biological process: proteolysis. The record is from RefSeq and is a predicted model, not a curated record.
AUGAUUGCUGCUUGGACCCACUUGUCCCUGCUGGGCAUUCUCUGCUCUGGCGUGUUGUCAGCUCCCUACAAUACUCCUCGUGAGGAAACGGAUCCCGAGCUGACAGCUGGGUACUUCCAGGGGGAUAUGGAUGUGGAUUUUGGUCGGAACGGACAGCUGUCGGAGACGCGUCGCUGGCCAAGUGCAACAGUUCCCUAUAGGAUCUCUGAAGAGUUUGAUGCUCCCUAUGUGGCCUACAUUGAGCUGGGCAUGAAAUUAAUCGAACGAUCCUCUUGCAUUCGCUUUGUGCCAGCUGCUGAAGACGCAGAGGACUAUGUUGCGGUGAUCACCUCCACCUCGGGUUGUAGCUCCAAGGUGGGCUAUCAGCCAGGUGAACGAACCGUUAAACUCAAGCCAGGAGAACUGGACACGGGUUGCUUCAAACUCGGAACCAUCCAGCACGAGCUACUCCAUACCUUGGGCUUCCAUCAUCAGCAAUGCUCUCCCGAUCGGGAUGAAUUCGUCCAAAUAGUGGAGGAAAACAUUUCCGAGGGUCACGAGAAGAACUUUGUCAAGUACGAGGCCGAUGAUGUGGGGGACUUUGAUCAGUCCUAUGACUACAGUAGCAUUUUGCACUACAGUUCCAUGGCUUUUUCGGUGAAUGGCAAGGCCACCAUUGUGGCUCUCAAGCCGGAGGGUCAAGAGUUAAUGGGCCAGCGUUUGAUAAUGACUGCCACCGAUAUCAACCGACUUAAUACCAUGUACAAGUGCCCAGUGCCAGUGUAACAUUUUGCAAUAAAUAUUUAAUUUAGCAACAAACAAAAA